GCUUGAAACUCCCUGAAAAUUUUCUCAACUCAAAAAUACCUGAAAAUCGUGUUUUAGGACCAUUUAUGUAUAGUCCGUGUUUAGGACCUUGUAGAAAAUGCAACUUACCUAUUUCACGCAAGUUGCUGUUCAUGAUAGGCAGUUCUUGUACAUUCUUGAUAAGCAGUAAACAUGCAUAGCUAACUUUUUGCAAUACAUUCAUCUUAUCAAAUUAUAUAAGAAAUUCGAUCCACUUCAAAACUAAGCUGCGUAAUAGCUUAUCAAGUUAGGAAUGUACAUGGGGACUAGAUUGAGAGUAUCACAGCUCAGAGACUACCACGGUUGUAACUCGUUUGGGAGCUUCUGCGACGAGCUCUUCUGUGCGCCGCCGGCAGGCAGUGACGCGGCGCGAAGCUCCAGUGGCUCUUCCCUGACGCUGCAGCAGCACCUGAGUCACCAUUACCGGGCCCUGGCUGCCGCCCGACCCACCAUCGAUACCGGCCACAGGCGACAGCGAAAGCGCCGAGAGGACGGCCGGCGACGGUGGCGCCGCGAUGCGGAGCCGGUGGAAGCUCGGUGCCGCGGCGACUCGGGGGACGGCCUACGGCUGGUGGAGGCGAUACUGGGUGACGACCGGCUGCCGCCGCAGUACUACUGCCGACAACAGGUGCGGGAGUCGCCGGCGCCGGAGGCGGGCGUCGGAUCGCAGCUGGCCAGCCCCUCCGAGCGGCAGAGCGGCGCCGACGCCGACUCCAUCCUGGGCAAAAUCGACAGCUACCUGAGUCAAGUCCGCGCCACCAAGGCCGGCAUGGAGCGGUCGCCACGCGCGAGCCGGGCCCGAGCGGCGGCUGGGCGCGGCGCGGCCAGCCACCCGAGGCCGCCGGCCGGCCGGACCGCCGGCCGCAAACGGCAGCCGGCCACCGGAGACGUCAUGGAGCGCUUCCCGCAGGACUUCACCUCCAAACGACCGUUCCGGCCGCAGGUGCUGCGUACCAGCGUCAGUCCGCGGCUGCGGUACCUGCGCGUGUACCGCGGCCCGGCGGCGGUGCGGCGGCCGGCCUGCUCGCCGCCGCUGACAGGAGGACGCUCGGCCGACCGGCGCCAGUCCUCGCAGCUCUCCGUGGACCACCACGAGGACAGCCAGGCGGGCGCCGACCAGGACGGCCAGCCGCUCCGACACGAGUAUGACGACGACUUCGAGGAGGAGGAGGAGGACGACUUCGAGGAGGAGGACGACGACGACGGAGGUGAUCUGGAACGGGGCUCGUCCGGGCCAGCCAGCUCGCGCGUGCCGCCGCUCUCCAUCUCGCCCGACUCGGACCAGGAGGCGUGGCUCAGGGAGCAGGCCUCCAAGGCGGUUACCCGGCGCCGCGCCGCGCACGUCGUCAAGGCCUCCAACUACCGCUCCCCGAGCAAAGACAGCGCCUACGGCGGGUUCAGCUCGAGCAGUCGCGGCCCGACGCCGGAGGAGACGACGGCCGGCCAGGCGGUCCGGCCGCCCGCCAUCGCACCGCCCGCGCCGGCGGCCGCCAGCCGAGCGACACUGGCGCCACCUAUAGCGGCUCAGCCGGCCCAGAGCACUGCCGAUGAACAGGCGUACGUACAGUUCCUGAAUGACGUCACAUCGGACAUCCUGGCCCGCGGGGUAUUCACCAACCGCAUUCUGAAGCGGGUCAUGGCUGCGCACGCAGAGAGACACAAAGGAAAGCUGGACACGGCCCGGAUGCGCUCGGAACUGGAGAAGCUGCGACUUCAGCUGGGAAUUCCUGACGAGGACGCCCUGGACGAUUCCGAGCACGGGUUCGGCAGCGGCCGCAGCCACGUCUCGGGGGCCAGUGGCGGCGCGGCGGCAGCGGCCCAGCCGGGCAGCGCCGCCGCCGCCGGCCCACCGCCGCCUCCGCAGUCCGCGCCGGUCACCUUUAUCGACUCGCUGCUCUUUCCGUCCGGGGAGAGCUGGGAGGAGGGCCGCGCCGCGGCGCCCCCUGGUGGGCCGACUGCAGCGCCGCCUGGUGAGCCGACUGCAGCGCCGCCUGGUGCCCGCCAGGUGGCGCCGGAGGGCGUGGCAGCGCUGCUGGCGUCGCUCAGCCUGGACGAGUCGGUGACACAGACGAUCCUCGGCUGCUGUCAGCGGCAGGCCGACUGCUCCUCGGUCACCUCCGAGGAGCUCAGAGAGUGUCUGAGCUGGACAACCCCGCACCUGGACGGCGUUUGACCGGACCGCGGCCGGAGCCGGGGCCGGACCCCGCGGAGGGCAGAGCCUUAUACAAUAUACAUAACCCGAGUGGGGGCAAGAGCCCCGGGACAGGGCCCGGGCGGGAGCAGAGCCCUGAGACCCUCACAGCACGGUUGGCUGCCUGCCUGGCCGCAGUCAGAGUAGGCGAUGACACUUCUUCGCCUGGGCUGCUUUACCACGACCGCAAGCUAUAUAGCUGCUUAGCAUAAGAAGAAAGGGAUUUCUUGUACUUUGUCUCUGAUUCCCAUCAGACGUUUAUCAUUCACAACGUGAUGUGCAUGACCGGACCUGGACGUUGACACGUUGACCUGUGUACAGCACAAUGGCCACGGUCGCUAAUAUGCUAAAUCAUCGAUAUGGCAGAACUCUGGGCUGAUGUCUGCUUCCACGUAAACAAGGGUCAAUGACACGAGAAAAAAACACACACAUUAGCUUAGCUACCGUCUCCCGUUUCAAACUCUGAGACUAGACCAGCAUCGCUAACUGCCAACUGCCAGCCUAUCACAUUCGGCCCACCGCAGCAACGUUUUCAGGCAGCGCGCUGCCCACUGUAUCGUUUCCAGUCAACAUUCCGUGAGACCCGGUAUUGUCAGCAGCGUUCCGUGCACAGCAGACUGGUGCAGCGUGUUCCUCCGCAGUACAGCAGACACGUGCCGUGCACUGCAGCCGUGCCGUGCACUGCAGCCGUGCCGUGCACCGCAGCCGUGCCGUGCACUGCAGCCGUGCCGUGCACUGCAGUGCCCCCGUGCAGCUACCCGUUCCAGUUGGCUCACCGAAGCCCGUGCCAAUGGAGGCUCAAAAGGCUAGUACAAAGAAUGUGUCCCAAUACUGUGUGCUCACCAUGCUACAUGCCCCAUGCCCGGCCACGCGCGUUCGCCUGUGGCAAAACUUAUGAUUCGCCCAAUGGGCGAAAUGGAUGUGCUUAGCGUGUCAUUCUAUUAGAUGUGACAGCUCGAUGUAUUUUGUAGAAUACACAGGUAUAUAAAGUGAA
Amphibalanus amphitrite is the source of this 3203-nucleotide messenger RNA. RefSeq names its product actin cytoskeleton-regulatory complex protein pan1-like. Gene Ontology annotation, biological process: microtubule cytoskeleton organization. The transcript is spliced from 9 exons. NCBI's taxonomy places the organism in Eukaryota, Metazoa, Arthropoda, Thecostraca, Balanomorpha, Balanidae. Gene Ontology annotation, cellular component: ciliary basal body; axoneme. Bases 272 to 2191 code for a protein of 639 amino acids. The record is from RefSeq and is a predicted model, not a curated record.